AUGGAGGAGGCGGAGGGAGCGGGAGGAGCGGGCCCGUCCGUGCUGUUCCUGCACCCGGACCUGGGCCUGGGCGGAGCGGAGCGUUUGGUGGUGGACGCGGCGCUGGCGCUGCGGGAGCGGGGCUGCCGGGUGCAGAUCUGGACGGCGCACUACGACCCCGAGCGCUGCUUCGCGGAGACGCGCGGGCUGGCGGUGCGGCGGGCGGGCGGCUGGCUCCCGCGCAGCCUGUGCGGCCGCGGGCACGCCCUGUGCGCGGCCCUGCGCAUGGCCUUCGUGGCGCUCUACGUGCUGCUGCUCAGCGGAGAGACCUUCGACGCCUUCGUGUGCGACCAGGUGUCUGCCUGCAUUCCUGUACUUAGACUGGCCAGAACCCGAAAGAAGGUUUUGUUCUACUGUCACUUUCCCGAUCAACUUCUGACCAAGAGAGAGUCUUGCCUGAAACGUCUCUACAGAUUGCCGCUCGACUGGCUGGAAGAGUACACAACUGGCAUGGCAGACUGUAUCGUUGUGAACAGCAAGUUCACUGCCAGCGUCUUCAAAGACACAUUUAAGUCCCUAUCUCACAUAAACCCAGAUGUCCUCUACCCAUCGCUCAACAUCAGUAGCUUUGAAGAAAUUGUUCCUGCAGACAUAGCUGAUCUGAUACCGAAAAAGAAGUUCUUGUUCCUUUCCAUUAAUAGGUAUGAGAGAAAAAAGAAUCUAGCAUUGGCUCUUGAAGCUUUGCACGAACUCCAAGGGAGACUUGAUUCUUAUGAGUGGGAUGAAGUUCACCUGGUUAUGGCAGGUGGUUAUGAUAAGCGAGUUCUGGAAAACGUGGAGCACUAUGAAGAGCUGAGGAGACUCGCAGCCAAACUCGGUGUUAAUGACCACGUGACUUUUCUGAGAUCAUUCUCAGAUGAACAGAAAAUCUCUCUUUUUAGUAACUCUGUAUGUGUGCUUUAUACACCAAGCAAUGAACAUUUUGGCAUUGUCCCUCUGGAGGCAAUGUAUAUGAGAUGUCCAGUUAUAGCAGUUAAUUCAGGUGGUCCUUUAGAAUCAAUCUCACAUAAUGUUACAGGAUUUUUGUGUGAUCCUCUGCCAAGCCAAUUCGCUGAUGCCAUGGAAAAAAUUGUGAGAGAUCCUCUCUUAAAGGACACUAUGGGAGCAGCUGGGAGAGUGAGAGUUAUGGAAAAAUUUUCUUCAGAAGCUUUCUCAGAACAGCUGUACCAGUAUAUACACAGAUUAACAGAAUAA
Molecule: messenger RNA, 1233 nt
Organism: Cinclus cinclus
Lineage: Eukaryota; Metazoa; Chordata; Aves; Passeriformes; Cinclidae
Gene: ALG2
Product: ALG2 alpha-1,3/1,6-mannosyltransferase
Exons: 2
Coding region: 1-1233 (410 amino acids)
Molecular function (GO): alpha-1,3-mannosyltransferase activity; GDP-Man:Man(1)GlcNAc(2)-PP-Dol alpha-1,3-mannosyltransferase activity
Source: RefSeq, a predicted model, not a curated record